Messenger RNA from Talaromyces proteolyticus, 1719 nucleotides. RefSeq lists its product as uncharacterized. The coding region runs from base 1 to 1719 and encodes 572 amino acids. NCBI's taxonomy places the organism in Eukaryota, Fungi, Ascomycota, Eurotiomycetes, Eurotiales, Trichocomaceae. The record is from RefSeq and is a predicted model, not a curated record. The transcript is spliced from 3 exons.
AUGGCAAAACUAUGGCUGGUAUCAGUGACUAUUUUCUUAAUCUCCCUAUCUUUAUCCGUUGCAGCAGCCACAACAAAUCAAACUGCCACCGAUACAGGCAAUCAAUCUUUGGGCUGGCAGGAUGGAGGCGACCGACGAGGUACCUGGAGCAUCAUAAGCGACUGUCUAGCAACUAUAUUCGCGUGCACGUGGAGCAUCCAACAUCUCAACAUUCCCAGCUCCAAGGACUCCAAGUGGACGCGCUGGUGGAGAAGUGUCAAAUGGAUGCUGAUUACUGUUCUCUUCCCAGAGUUCAUCGUUCUGCAUGCGGUAUUUGAACUCGUAAUGGGAUUUGAGGCUUUAAGGGAGAUGGAUAAGAGUAACAAAUUGGUUAGAUAUCCGUGGUGGUUUACUUGGUUGUUAUCUCCUUCUCUGUCCGUUCGGAGUCUGGCUGUUUUGUUGAAGCACAUCUUUCAAAGAAAGAAAGCUGCUCAAACUAAUGGACCAGAAGACCUACAAGACGGAGAAGAGGAAGGAAGACGAGGGGGAGGAGAGGAAGAAGAAAAAGAAGAAGACAACAGAUGGACACUCACGCAUUGCCUCUUCGCAAAUAUGGGUGGCGUGUAUUAUAGGGACGCGGAAUCCGGAUUUCCGCUUACAGCACUGCAACUAGCACGCGAAAUGGAUGGGUUCCGCAAUCAAUGCAUAAGCGGGGACGAGAUUGAUGAUAGGAGCAAGCAAGACUGGUUUGCCAAGAUUGUUGCUGUUCUGCAAUUUUUGCAACUGGCGUUGUCACUGAUCGUCCGGGCCGAUAGGAGCCUCGAUUUCUCUCAGCUGGAGACAGUCACACUUGGAUUUGCCGUUUGCGGCGUUGUCACCUACAUUCUUUACCUGCCUAAACCACAGAAUGUCCAGACGCCUAUCUUCUUGGCUCCAGGCGACAGCCGGAUUGGUGGCAGUGGCCGAAUACUCAGGUACGAGAAGACUUUCGACAGCUUCUGGGGUAUUUUACUGAACGAAGAGAGACGACGAGACGAUAAACAAGAGUCUCUGGACAAAAGGUAUGUUGACAGAGUGCCAAAUGACAAUAUCCCCAUGUCCAAUAACCAGGUCGCACACUCUGGUAUCUUCGUCCUGGCGUUCGCGUCAGGCUUGUUCGGGGCCAUGCACGCCAUUGCCUGGAAUUUUGAGUUUCCCACACACGUCGAGCAGAUUAUCUGGCGGACAGCUACAGUGAUGGCCGCCGUUAGUCCCGUAGUUGGGCUCAUCGCCAUUCCUCUUGCACAACUGACCGUAUCGGCGGGGGAUCCUCAGGCGUUUAUGCGCAACUGCCUUCGGCUACUGAGGGAAUAUUCUUGGCACGUCGCUGACAAGGUCCCGGUUGACCAAGCACACGGCGACCUGGAGAACAUAUAUGCACUACGAGACCCAGACAGCAAGCAGGCCCGCCAGUGGUACAAGGUAAUAUUUGCUGGAGAUACCCCAAACCCGCUCGGCCGACAACUUGUCAAUUUUUUAGACCAGUUCAAGGCCCUGCUUAACUUGAUCGACGAGAGGAAGUCUAAGAAGCUCAACGACAGCGCCAAAACCAAUGUCUUUCCGCAGAAAAACAUGCUUCCUAGAACCCUGAAUGUCUUUAUCUUCUAUACGACAGGAUUGCUUCUUCGUCGCAUGCCGGACACGGUGUAUUUGGAGACGCCCUGGACGUCUUUUAUUCCUUCGCUUGGGUCCCACAAGUAA